AUGAACAUGAACACAAACAAAAAAAGAAAGAGGACUAAAUUAGUAUGUUUAAAAUGUGGUAGUACUUUUGACGAUGAUUAUAAAAAAAAACAUGAAUUGACUCAACAUGGAGGGGAAAAAGUUAGGGAAAAUAACAAGAAUGAUUCUCAACCUACUAAUUCUGAAAUCAUUGAUUUUCCCUCUAUUUCAACAACAAUAUUGGAAGAAGAUAUUGAAAAGAAAAAUGGUCACAGUUCUACUGAUGAAAAAAUACUUAAUAAAAGUUCAUUAUCUCCAAUAAAACCUGAAUCAAUUAAUAUAGAAUCUGAUGUUAAAACAAAACCAGUUGAGUUGGAGAUAAACACUACAGACAUGGUUGAAAAUGUAGAAAAUAGUUUUAAAAUAAUUAAUGAACAUUUAGAAAAUUCAAAUAUUAUCUUGGAUAAUAGCAGUUGCACAGAAAGUAGCAGUUGUGCUUAUGAUUGGGUUGCUUGCGCUGGAAUGAUUGAAUCGCUUAUAAAUAGCUUUCAGGACUGUAGUAUGCUUUUAAAAAAACUAAAAACUGAAAAUGCUCCAAAUCCAAUUUCUUUUUUAGUUUCUACUUCUCAUAUAAUAUCUUCAAUUAAAGCAGAAUCUGAAAAAUACUUAUCCAUAAGCAAUUUAGUCUUAAACUCCUUAGUAUCGCUUUCACAAGUUGCACCAAAAGAAAAUGUUGACUAUUUUCUUGAGCAUGAUCCUGAAUAUAGCUUAAUUAAAGAUGCUGCUUUUUGUUUUAUUUGCACUUUAUUUCCAAAUGGGCCUAAUAGAAAUUAUUCUGAUUCUGCUUGGAGUGAAAUAGGUGUCCGUUCUUGGCAUAAGAUGAAAGGAAGAGGAAUUAAAAAACCUGGGAAACUUCAUCAGCAUUUCACAUCAAAUGCUCAUAAAUCAGCAUUAAUAGAUUUCAGCAAUUUCUUAAAUUUUUCCGGCCAUAUUGAAUGCAUUCUUAAUAAGAAAAAUAGAGAACAAGCAAUUAAUGAUGAGCACCAAAACAAAUUUAAUCAAGAAGUGCUAAACAUACUAUUUGAUAUUACUCGUAUGCUUUCAAGACAAGGUCUUGCAUUUAGGGGUGAUGGAAGUGAAGAAAAUGGUAAUUUUAAUCAAAUUGUGCUUUUAUUAUCUAAACAUAAUGCUGUAUUAAAAAAGUGGCUUGAUGAUAAAGCAUUUAGAAAACAUAAUGUCACUUAUAUGAGUCAUGAUUCACAAAAUGAGUUUAUCGACUUAUUAAACACCACACCUGAUAUUUCACAUCGAGAUCAGCUAUCAGUCUGUGUUAGGUAUGUGAAUGCGGCUGGGGAAAUAUCAGAAAGGCUCCUGGAAAUAAUUGAAGCAUCAGACAAAACUGGAUUAGGUAUCGCAGAAACAAUUGAAAGUGUCAUAAUUAACAAUGAAUUGCCCCCAAAAAAUGUUGUUUUUCAAUCAUAUGACUUUGCCAGCAGUAUGUCUGGCAAAAUAAAUGGCACACAACAAAAAUUGUCAGAACUACUAGGUCACACUGUUUUGUUUAUACCCUGUCAAGCCCACAGAAUGAAUACUUUUCUUGAACACAGCUGCAAUGCAAGUGUUAUAGUUGGAGAUUUAUUUUUGGUACUCGAACAUAUGUAUGUUUUCUUUUCUUCAAGUACAAAAAGAUAUGCUCAUUUGCAAAAAAGUCUGUCUGAAAUUGAAAAUUCUUUACAGUUACGUAAUUUAUCGAAAAAAAGGUGGACAGCCCGAGCAGAGUCAAUAAAAGCUGUAUGGGUUUCAUUUGACUCAAUUGUAAAAACACUAGAAGAAAUGUCUACAGCCCAGUACUUUGACAAAAACACAAGAUCUCAAGCUUUAGGAAUCACCAAAAAAAUACUCACAUUUGACUUUGUAGUAUCACUAUAUUUUAUGAAAAACGUGAUGUAUAAAAUGAAAAUUUUAACUGAAAGUUUUGAAGCCAAAGAUCUCAACAUAAUUGAUGCUCUAAUGCUAUUAAAUAGUUCUACUGACAUUUUCAAUGAUAUUAACAAUGAUUCGAUAGGCAUGGAUAAUUUGAUUGAUAGUUCUAUUAAUUAUGCACAUCAAUUAAACAUUAAUCCUGAAUCUGAUUUCAACAAAAUACACAGGAGAAGACUAUUGCCAAAAAGAUUAGAUUCUAAUCCAAGUUCACAGGCAAUAUUUGAUUUAAAAACUUUCUACAGAUCUGAAUUUAAAAAAGUUUUAGAUACUCUGACAACAUUAACUUCCGAACACUUAAAAAAAUGCAUUGCUACUGUUGAACCAUUAUUUAAUCUUUUAAAAGUGCCUUUGAGUAAUAAACAUUCAGCAGAAGACUUUGAAAAGAUAAUAAAUUUAUUCCCUCCAGGAUGUUCUGUAUCCAAUAUUAAGGAUUUUGAUGCAGUUUAUUCUGAAUAUCUUGUGCUGGCUCACCGUUGCAAGGACGCUAAAAACGUUUUGGAUAUCUUAAAUGUAUCAGAAAUGUAUAAAAAUAUUUUGCCUAAUAUGAACAAGAUAUUAAGAUUAAUGUUUACAGCCCCUGUAAGUACAGCCUCCAAUGAACGAGCGUUCAGUAAACUAAAACUAAUAAAAAACUUUUUACGAUCUACCAUGAAUGCUGACCGUCUUCAAAAUUUAAUGUUACUUAAUACUAAUAAGGAUAUUUUAGAUACAAUUGAUACCAUGGUGCUCGUGAAGAAGUGGUCCCAUUUGAAACAUCGUAGAAUAGAAGUAUAA
Messenger RNA from Macrosiphum euphorbiae (potato aphid), 2715 nucleotides. NCBI's taxonomy places the organism in Eukaryota, Metazoa, Arthropoda, Insecta, Hemiptera, Aphididae. The record is from the annotation of a GenBank genome assembly.